Molecule: messenger RNA, 2903 nt
Organism: Alligator sinensis (Chinese alligator)
Lineage: Eukaryota; Metazoa; Chordata; Crocodylia; Alligatoridae
Gene: RGL2
Product: ral guanine nucleotide dissociation stimulator like 2
Exons: 15
Coding region: 246-2078 (610 amino acids)
Biological process (GO): positive regulation of GTPase activity; Ras protein signal transduction
Cellular component (GO): plasma membrane
Molecular function (GO): guanyl-nucleotide exchange factor activity
Source: RefSeq, a predicted model, not a curated record
GCGGGGCCAGGCCGGACCCAGCAGGGGCAGGGCCAGGGCCAGGGCCGGCCCAGCUGCCCUGGCAGGAGCAGGGGGACAGGGGCCCCCGCGCCUCCCAGCUCAGGUUCCCGCAGCUUCAGGCCUGUCCCGGGCUAGUGCCAGGCAGGGGAGCCGGGCAAGGGCCCUCCCUCGGCCCUGUCAGUCCCCCGAGCCCCGUCGACAGCGAGCUGGAGUGGAGGGAUGGCCUGUAGGGACCCCUGGGCGCCAUGAAGCUGUUCCUGCGGCUAGGCGGCUGCCUGGACCCAGGGGGGCAGGAGGGGCCCCCACUGUCCCGCACACGCUGGUACUGCCUGCCCGCCAAGGCCCCAGUGACGCUGACAGAGGCAGCGGAGGAUGGUGCCAUCUACAUGGUGGCCACGCGCCCAGCGCCCCCCGCAGCAGUGGGGAGCCCCGGGGGGGGGCAGCCGGCCCGCUCCCUGAAAGCAGGGACCCUGCCCCGGCUGGCGCAGCACCUGCUGGAGGCUCAGACCCUGGGCGACACUGCCUAUGUCCCAGCCUUCCUGGCCACCCACCGUGCCUUCACCCGCCCCAUCGAUGUCUUGCAGCUGCUGCUCGACAGGCUGGAGGAGGUCAGGGCACUGGAGCCAGGACCCCCCACCCCAGAUGUAACCGAGGUGCAGCGGGCCUUCGCGUCAGUGCUGUACUCCUGGCUGGAGGGGUACCCCGAGGACUUCAGGGGGGUGCUGGAGCCUGGCCUGGGGGAACGGCUGACCCGGAGCCUGCAGGUGGCGGCGGGCAAGGGCUCAGAGACAGAGCAACGACUACAGGAGCUACUGGGGGCCCCUGCCCACACAGCAGAGCCAGAGGAUGAGGGGGAGGAUGAGGAAGAGGCAGAAGAGGAUGCCAAUCCCUUGGCUUUCCUGGGCUUUCAAGCAGAGCAGGUGGCUGCCCAGCUGACCCUACUGGAGGCGGACCUGUUUGUGCGUGUGGUGCCCUAUGAGUGCCUGGGCUCGCUGUGGUCGCGCCGGGGCCGCCGGGGCCAAGAGGGUGCCUGCCCCAGCGUCCGUGCCACCGUGCGCCAGUUCAACCGCGUGGCGGGUGCUGUUGUCCGCUCCUGCCUGGGGCCUGCCAACCUGCGCCCACUACAGCGUGCCCGCCUGCUGGAGAAAUGGAUCCGUGUAGCUGAGGAGUGCCGAGCCCUGAGGAACUUCUCCUCACUGUACGCCAUCAUCUCUGCGCUGCAGUCCAGCCCUGUGCACCGUCUCAAGCGUACCUGGGAUGAGAUCUCCAGGGAGGCUCAGCGCAGCUAUGAGGAGCUCAGCACCAUCUGCUCCGAGCAGGACAACUACAGCCUCAGCCGCCAGCUCCUCUUCCAGGAGGGCACCUCCAAGCCGCCUGGUGCUGACCCUAUCCCCCGGAGGCAGCAGCGGCGACCCCAGGAGCAGCGCCCUAUGGGUGUGGUUCCCUACCUGGGCACCUUCCUGCGGGACCUGGUGAUGUUGGAUGCGGCUGUGAAGGAUGAGCUGGAGAAUGGAUACAUCAACUUUGAGAAGCGACGCAAGCAUAUGAAGUGGCCGUCAGUGUCAACGCUGGAUGCGGCCCCUGAGGAUGCUGCCACCAGUGCUGCCUCCCCCCCGCCUGCCCCGGGAGGCUUCGCCCGCACCCACCGCCGCUCAGCCUCCUGCGGCUCAGCCUUCCCCUCCCCCCAGUCUGGCACCUCCGCCUCUGACUGCCGCAUCAUUCGUGCCCGCAUGGGACUGUCCAAUGGCAGCCUCUACAAGAGUGUCUUGGUGACCAGCCAAGAGAAGGCCCCCGCCGUCAUUGCCAAGGUGCUGGAGAAGCACAGCCAGGACCCAGCCACAGCCUCCCAGUACCAGCUGGUGCAGCUGCUGCCCGAGGACAGAGAGCUGAUCCUACCCCCCAUGGCCAACGUUUUUUACGCCAUGAACAGCACCAGCCUAGACUUUCUGCUGCGCCCCAAGGGGCCCCCAGCACUGCACCCGCCUGCCCCCAGCACCCCCUCCCGGAGGCCGGAGCUCAGCGCUACCUUCCCCAAGAUCAAGGCCACAGGCCGCAGGUUCCCCCGGGCCCUCUUCUGAGCCAGGAGCCAUGGAGACGAGGGACUGUGCGCUGGGGGAGGGGAAUACCCCAGAGAUGCACAGACGCUACCCACUUCUUGUCCUGGCUCUGCUCUGCCAAGUGCUCCCUGCUGGGGUAAAGGUGUAGGUUGCCAUGACAACACCCUUGUCUCCUCCUCCCCCCACAACUAUAGGAUGCUGGGUGCCAAAGACUUGUUUCCAAAUGCCAAAAUGGCCACUUCCUGUCCCAAACUGGCAGUUGCCUUAUGGAGGGUGUCAGACCCACCUUACAAGUGCUGAAAGAAGCUGCUGUGACUGGAUCUUACAAAUGCCCUCUCCCCCUGCCCACUUCAUGUCCAUGGGGCAUCACUGCCCGCCCCCCUCCAGUGAGGCACUUAUCCUUUAUAUGCCCAGCAGUGAGCCCCUCAGGGGGCAAACCCCCCUCAUCUCUCCUCCCCAUCCUGGGGCCCAAGGGGGAUGGACACUCCCCAAAGCCACUGGGAUAAGGGGAAAGAACAUCCAGCCUCUUUCCCCUUGUCUGAUGCAGAGCCUCAACAGUCAACAGCCCCCACCAGCAAAGGCAGGACCUGGGGGUGACCCCCCUCCUCUUCUCCCUCCUGCCCCCCCCCCCACACCGCCCCAUGGGGCAGAGACUGCCACUUCUCAGGGAAUCUCAGCCUGCUCCAGCUCUGUCAUCCCCACCCUCCGCACGCGUGAGGGGGGGCGGCAGGAAUCAUCCACGCUCCCACUCCAGGUUCCAGAUCGGGGCCUUUUGCCACCGAUGUUUUGCUGUAACACUAAUGAGAGAGCAAUAAAGGACACUAUGAGCAGCUACAGAUGGAGCCU